UCCUGCCCGCGGCUUCUUCGCGCAACGUGUUUUUUGCGCGAGGUCCUCAGCGGUACCGCCGCCUCGGCCGGUCUUCCCCUGCUUCCCGGAGAGUCAGCCGGCGCGCUCCUCCUUCUUGCAUCGGCGUCGUUUGCGACGGCCGCUCGCUCAUGAGUGGCGUGCCAUCAUCGUCUUUGAAGUAGUCCUGUCGCCGACGUAGGAUCGUUGCCCCUCGGCGGCGAAGAAGGGAGCGUUCUCAUUUUUUUUUUUUCUUUCGUGGCCCCUCCAGCUACUGCGAGGGACGAAGAAAGUGGCCGCUGGUUUUUACUCGCCGCGAUCGAGUGGUGGUUUCCACUUCUUCUGGAAGCUGGCCGCUACUGCUCAGGGGUCAACCACGUGUCCAGCUCCGCGCGUCGUCGCUUUCUUGGCCUCCGGCCGGACCAUAGGCUGCCGGCGUGGCAGCCGGUGCUCGAGACGACGUCGCUAUGAAAGUGUGCCGCCUUCGGACGGCCUGACAUGUCGGUGUGGCUGCUGUGGCCCCCUGGCUUUCACUGAAUCUGUGCUCUUGAUGCGUGCGAGGAGCCGUCGAAAAGUAUGUGCCCGGGGCGCCGGACGGCCGCGACGUCAUCGUUGACGGCGGCUGUGGCAGCGGCGGCGGCGUUGGCGGCGCUGUUACUGGGCGCCGUGCAAGCGGGCGGCCACGAGGGCUUCUUGCGCCAAGGUAACAGCGCCUGGCACACGACCGGUGGUCCGUUCGACAAUCCCUGGACCUCCCCCCACCCCGUGACGGCGGCAGAGACCCGCGCCAAGGCGCUCGAUGUCCAAACGCUUACCAAUAUCAUCAACGUGGCGCGAUAUAUUUUGUCGUUCCCGCAGAAGUGUUUCUACCGCGGCAACGCCUACUCGUGCGGCCUAGGCAUCAGCUGCUGGAUCCAGGGCAAAAGGCCCGUCGACUUGUGCAACGGAGGCGUCAUCUGGAGUUGUUGCAUCCCAAGGAACGCCGAGCCGUCUAAGGCCGGCAUGGUCAAAGACGCUCUGUGCGGCAAAACCUAUCUGCGCAAUUCCAAAGUGGUGGGUGGCGAAAACGCUAAGUUUGGUCAGCAGCCAUGGCAGGCGGCCGUCGUGAAGAGGAGCUUCCUGUCGCAAAAGAUCUCCUGUGGAGGGGCUUUGGUGCACGAGCGUUGGGUGCUCACAGCAGCUCACUGCGUCGACAGAACGCCUGCGUCGAACCUGCGCGUCCGGCUGGGCGAGCACAGCAUCCGGGACACGGCGGAGCGCUACCCGCACGAGGAGUACACGGUCCGGCGAAAGGUCGUCAACGAGGCCUUCGACCGGCGGAACUUCAAGAAUGACAUAGCGUUGCUGGAGCUGUCGCACCCCGUGGUCUUCCGCGAGCACAUCAUCCCCAUCUGCCUUCCCACGAAGGGCGAAAACUUCACGGGCGGAUUCGCCACCGUCUCCGGCUGGGGAAGGCUCAAGUACGGGCAGUCCUACAUACCGAACGUCCUGCAAAAAGUGAGCGUGGAGGUGCUAGAGAACGAAAAGUGCCGGACGUGGUUCAAGGACAAGGGACGCAAGGAGCAGAUCUACGACACCAUGCUGUGCGCAGGCUACAAGGAUGGCGGCCGAGAUUCGUGCCAGGGUGACUCAGGCGGCCCGCUGACGUUCAAGAAGGAUGACCGCUACUACCUCAUCGGUCUCGUCUCGUGGGGAGUCCAGUGCGCGCUACCUUCUCUACCCGGAGUCUACACGCGGGUCUCAGAGUACGUCGACUGGGUCAGCAUCUACAUACUGCGGGCUAAUGAGCAAAAAAAUAUCCCUGAAGCUGGCAGCAGUGAACCCGAAUGCGGCGUGUCCAGUUCGCGACGGUUCAAGGACGACAGAAUCGUGGGAGGCACCGAGGCCAAGGACGCCGAGUAUCCAUGGCAGGUGUCCAUCCAGAGGAAAAGCGACAAUUAUCACUUUUGUGGAGGCAGCGUCAUCACUCCCGACAUCAUCGCUACGGCAGGGCAUUGCGUUGACUCAGUGUCUCCCGACACGCUUUCCGUUCAAGCUGGGCUUCUGGACUUGCGGAGCCCCCCAAGUUACAGUCAGCGACGUUCAGUCUCACGGAUCGUCGUGUACGAAGGCUACAACGAUGUGAACAAUGACAUCGCACUCCUCAAGCUCGAGAGCCCCUUUGACCUGGCCGCAAGCGAGGGGCGCAUCGGCGCAGUCUGUUUGCCUCCCGCAAACUACCGGAUCAGGGGCCAAGUCGUCGUCACGGGAUGGGGAGCGACCCGGAUGGGCGGACCCACUUCGCCGAAGCUGCUGACGGUGUCAGUGCCUGUGCAAGGAACCCUUGUUUGCACAGCAUCCGCGCUGGGCAGCUACAACUCCACCACCAUGUUCUGCGCCGGCUUGCCGGGAAGGGACUCCUGUCAGGGAGACUCGGGGGGUCCCGCUGUGCAGCGUAACAGCGGCCUCUACACUCUGGUCGGCAUCGUGUCUUUCGGCCUGGGAUGCGCGAUCGUGCCCGGUUUCUACACUAGGGUCCCUACCUACGUCCCCUGGAUCACCCAAAACAUCGCAGCGCUGCAGAUGAUCUCACCAGUACUGCCAUUUGUGCUGGUCUCACUGGCAGCCCUGAGCCCUCCUCUUGCCCAAUCACUUGAGAUGUCGUCGUUGUCCACAAGGCGACAGCCAGGGUCUCCACAUAACGUGAGCCACGGUCUCUCAAUAGACCGAGAAUUGCAACGGCUAAAACACGACAAACUAUUCGCUGAGGAAAUCGGCAACGCAAGCGACCGCAUGGUCCCGCUCCCCAGUCACCGCUGGCCCACACCUAGCAAGGUGGUCAUCUACAUAGCCUGCUCCUGCUUUCUGAUGGGCUUCGUGCUGGUGUUUACGUUGGUGACAGUUUACGGUGGUCGACGAAGGUCGAACUCAAGCCGACCAGAGUCGAGCGCGUCGUGGGCGCAAUUUGCAGAGUCGUACCCGCUGCUCGAUUUUGGCCAGAGCUCGCAGGCAUUGACGCUACAAGGCAACUCCGAUGAAGACGACGAGAACGAACGGAACGAACGGCCCAUCGAGGUGUUUCCGAGACGACUGCUGGACCUGUGCAACCAGGAUGCACCACUCACGUUCUUCGCUCUUCUGCCACACGGGCGACAGCACCGUCACAAAUGGCUAGCCCACACUCGCCACAGCGAGGUCUUCCAGUUGUCAUCCGUGCUCAGGCGGACCGUUCUCAAGGUGGUGCCCGUCACUGGAGACUUCACCGAGCAGCAGGUCGGCACCAUCACCUCCGCCAUUCAGUGCUGCUUCAAGCUGAGCACACUGAAGCAUGGCACUGUCUACAGGGCCCCAAACUUCAUCGAGGUUGAACGGAUCGUGUGCGUGUUCGACCAGUUCCCGGAGUGGCUUCUGCACAGCGGCGGCUGGGAAUUGGACUCUUCGAGCGAGUCCCUGGCCGAUAGCCUCGCCUCCGAGAUGGCUGGUACGGACGGCAACUCCGACGCCUCCGAUUUGCUUCUGCGCAGCGCGGUACAAGGCCGCAGCCUGGUGCAGCAGGCGGCGUGCUGCAUGGCCGUGGCUGAGAGCGCUCUGGGAUUUCGGCACACGAGCGUGGACGCCGACAAGCUGCUGGUGUCCGUGACCGACGCAGGCUGCCUCGAGUACCGGCUUCCGGACAGGACGCCCCUCUCGGUCGACAGCGCUGGUCUGAAGGCGCACCUGGCCGGUUGCCUGUCGUUCACCAUCGACUUGGGAGGGGACAGGAAAGACGAAGACUCGGCGUUUCAAGGAAAUGCAACCGACAGUCCAGCUUUGAACUGCAGUGGCGACGGGCCUCCUCGUUUCUACGGCAACGUGAUGUGGCUUGUCGCGGUGAUGGACAGCGUGGUGAACAAGCUGCGUUCAGAGGUGCCCGGGUCACGCGCGCUUGCCGAGCGCGCAGUGUUCGAAGAGUUGCUCUCGUGGCAGGCCCGGCUGCAGCAGUGCAACUCGGCCGACGAGUUUGUCGCCACGCUUGGCGCGGUUCAGUGCGGGGAGAGCCGAACGCCCGGAAGGCGCAUCGUAGGUGGUCGCGAGGCUAUGCCCGGCGAAUUUCCCUGGCAGGUAAAAGAAAUCAUCGUGCACGAGGGCUUCGUAGGCAACGACAAACUAAGCAACGACAUUGCCGUGCUGAAGCUGAACGACUCGUUCGACUUCGAAGGCUCAAACGGUUUCGUGGGACCAGUGUGCCUGCCUCAGGAGAAUUUCAGAGCUGAGGCACUGCUCACUGUGUCCGGCUACGGCACGUUGUCUGCUGGUGGACCACAGGCAGGAAAUCUGAGGGCAGUGGCUGUACCCAUCGUUUCCGACAGCAAAUGCAGCCACAUCUACAAGGAGGCCUUCGAAAGCUUUCAUGAAGAAAACCCUUUCGACGCUGACACCAUGUUCUGUGCCAUGGAAGAAGGUGGAGGAAAGGACUCCUGCCAGGGGGACUCCGGAGGCCCCGCUGUGCAACGACGCGGAGGAUUGUCCGAGCUGGUGGGUGUGGUCUCGUGGGGUGUGGGAUGCGGCCAUUCGCGCUACCCUGGAGUCUACACCGAAGUGGCCCGCUACGUGCCCUGGAUCCAAAAGCACACAAUAAACCCCGCUACGCUAGACGUCGUGGCGGGUAACGUCGACCUCAAGAAGAGGAGCGCGCACUACCAACAGCGACGAGUGAAGUCGUCCGCUCGGCACGAGAACUUCGGCAAGCGAGGCAUGCGGGACGACAUCGCGCUGCUCAGGCUGGAGGAGCCGUUCGACUUUGACGGCUCCGGUGGAUGCGUGACCGCGGUGUGCCUGCCGGACGCCGGCCGCAAGAUACGCGACGCCGUUGUCGUGUCCGGUUGGGGCACCACGCGCGAAGGAGGCCGUAUCUCAACAGAACUCCUCGCCGUGUCCGUCCGCGUGACAAACGACGCCUACUGCGCGCUGCAGUAUGUGCAGCCGGGCACUCUGGCCAGCGCCUACGACAAGGAGACGAUGUUUUGCGCCGGCGAACUGCUGGGCGGCAAAGAUUCUUGUCAGGGCGACUCCGGUGGACCUGCAAUCCAGUACCAAAACGGAACCUCUGUGCUAGUGGGCAUAGUUUCGUUUGGACGAGGUUGCGCUCGCCUGACGCAUGCCGGCGUUUACACAAGAGUGCCCAACUACAUUGAUUGGAUCUUACAGGGCGACUCCGGUGGACCUGCAAUCCAGUACCAAAACGGAACCUCUGUGCUAGUGGGCAUAGUUUCGUUUGGACGAGGUUGCGCUCGCCUGACGCAUGCCGGCGUUUACACAAGAGUGCCCAACUACAUUGAUUGGAUAAUACAGGGUGACUCCGGAGGGCCAGCAAUGCAGAUGCACGCAGGACGCGUCGUUCUGGCCGGAAUCGUGUCCUGGGGAGAAGGCUGCGGUCGCAAGGGUCGGCCUGGAGUCUACACGAGGGUCUCCCAAUACCUGGACUGGAUCGAGAGUCACCGGCACUUAAAGAAAACAAUGGUAAUGCAUGUAGUGCACGGAUGUGACUUGAGCAACAUGUUGGUGUCGAGCAUUCGACGCCAUCCCAAGUUCGGCACGGACGGAGCCAACCACGACAUAGCGCUGCUCAAGCUGGGCGAGCCGUUCGACUUUGAGGGCUCCGACGGAUACGUAGCACCGGUGUGCCUGCCAGACAAGUACCACCGCAUGGAAGGAAGCGUCACCAUCACCGGCUGGGGAAGGACCCGUGAGACCGGAAAGAUAUCACAGGACCUGCAAGUGGUGACAGUCCCUGUGGGAAGUGACCUCUUCUGCACUUACCAGUACAGCCAGUUGAUCACACUGAGCUCGCUAUACGACCGAAGGAUCAUGUUCUGUGCCAGGGCGCUGCUCGGAGGACGAGGGUCCUGUAAGGGGGAUUCUGGCGGCCCAGCGACCCAAACGGAGAAAGGUCUGGCAAUCGUCGUGGGCAUCGUAUCGUUCGGCCGUGGAUGCGCCCGGGCGCGCUAUGCCGGAGUUUACACCAAGGUUUCUCAUUACGUCGACUGGAUACGGGACAACUCAAAAAAAUUUGUGCACACUGUGCUGCUGUGUGAUUUUCGGGAUAGAAUGGUUUGGAAACCUACACGGUUUGACGACGUUAUACUAGCGGUAUCGACGUUCGUGGUUCUGUUUUAUUUGGCAGGGGGCGAAGAAUGUGGCGUCAGCCACAGUAACCUCCAUUUGCUGCAAACGGCCUCAGAAAGGAUCGUUGGAGGACGGGAAGCACUCUACAGGGAAUUCCCGUGGCAGGUUUCUCUGCGGUUGGGUAGGCGGCACCUGUGCGGUGGAGCUCUCAUAGCUCCUCGCUGGGUGCUGACAGCAGCGCAUUGCCUAAGAAAUAGGGAUGCUGGCGACUAUCGCAUCUAUGCGGGUGUCCACAAGCUCAGCCUCGACAAUGCCCAGAAGCAAGUGAGACAGGGACUCGAAAGGUUUGCCCAUAAAGGAUUCCGUUUUAGGACGUUUCGGAACGACAUCGGCCUUCUCAAGCUUGAAUCGCCCGUCGACAUUGAGGGCUCAGAGGGCUACAUCGGCACCGUGUGCCUUCCUCCCAAGGGAUACAAGAUCAAAGGCGACAUCGUCAUCGCUGGCUGGGGAACAACGAGAGAAGGCGGCUACACCUCGGACGUGCUGCAGGCAGUGUCCGUACCGACGGUCGGCGACGGCACAUGCUACUACCGCUACUUCUCCUUUUGGUCGCUCUUCCUCGGCGGCAACAUCCACUACGACAGCAUGUUCUGCGCCGGUGAGAGGCGCGGCGGAAAGGACUCUUGCCAGGGAGACUCGGGAGGACCCGCAGUGCAGUACGUUGAUGGCCGGGCUGUGCUCGUCGGCGUCGUAUCCUGGGGUGAAGGGUGCGCCCGCGCCGGAAAACCCGGAGUCUACACUGAGGUGCCGUACUUCCUCGACUGGAUUCGCGAACAGAUGGCAUCCUCGCCAGACGAGGAGGACAAGAAACCCAGCACGAGCACUCCGGCCCGAACUAGUGAAAACGUCGAGACUAGGUCCAGCGACGCGGGACCAGCGGAACCCAGAACGACGGACCCGUGACCGAAGAACC
This is a messenger RNA of Dermacentor albipictus, 7054 nucleotides long. Lineage: Eukaryota; Metazoa; Arthropoda; Arachnida; Ixodida; Ixodidae. The record is from RefSeq and is a predicted model, not a curated record.